Drosophila kikkawai is the source of this 3152-nucleotide messenger RNA. It is a transcript of the gene Mmp1, whose product is annotated as Matrix metalloproteinase 1. The record is from RefSeq and is a predicted model, not a curated record. Gene Ontology annotation, cellular component: extracellular matrix. Lineage: Eukaryota; Metazoa; Arthropoda; Insecta; Diptera; Drosophilidae. Gene Ontology annotation, biological process: proteolysis; collagen catabolic process; extracellular matrix organization. Gene Ontology annotation, molecular function: metalloendopeptidase activity; zinc ion binding.
CUGCUGGGAAUCGGUCGCUAUCGCAGCUCUCUGCGGCAUUAUUCAUUAUUCUUAACUGAAUUGUAGUAGAAAUGCCAAUAAUCUAAACAUGGAUAUUCCCUCAAAGAAUCUUUCGGUUAUACUCAGAGAAUGAGAAAUCUAGUGAAUCAAGUGAAUCGAGUGAAUCAAGUGACCGUGAGUGAGAAGCCCCUAUGAGUGAUAGUGUCUGGGUUCGCAGGGCUCUUAUCUAAGAACUAAGAUCUAAUCGCUGCAAUCGGCCGAAAGAUAAUGCCUGAUAAAGUUUGAAAGCAAAACGGCAAAGAACUUAAAUAAAACAGAGACGAUUUUGUGCAAUAUUUGCUGGAGGAAUACACACGGGUAACCCAACUGCCCUGAUUAUUAUUAUAACACAAAUUGGUUCAUGCAAAUUCCAUUACGAAAUUUUACAUUAUCUGGAUGUGAUAUAAAGUUCAAAGUGCCACAGAGCAAGUGGAACUACAUGACAAUUACUAAGGGAACUACCAUCCACAACAGAAGCAAUCACAGCAACAGCAAAAGCAACAACAGCAACAAAAUGACAAACUGCCAAAGUUCAGUGUUCAUAGUCGUAGGCACCCUGCUCUCCAUUCUGGCAGCGGCACAAGCGGCCCCCGUCUCCACCACCACACAGGCCGAGAUCUACCUGUCCCAGUUCGGCUAUCUGCCCGCCUCAGCCCGCAAUCCGGCCAGCAGCGGGCUGCAUGACCAGCAGACCUGGGUGAGCGCCAUCGAGGAGUUCCAGAACUUUGCGGGUCUGAACAUCACCGGCGAGCUGGACGCCGAGACCAUGAAGCUGAUGUCCCUGCCCCGCUGCGGUGUGAGGGAUCGCGUAGGCGCCGGCGAAGGUCGGUCCAAGAGGUAUGCCCUCCAGGGCAGUCGGUGGCGCGUGAAGAACCUCACCUACAAGAUCUCCAAGUACCCAAAGCGGCUGAAGCGCGUGGAUGUGGACGCUGAGAUUGGACGCGCCUUUGCCGUGUGGUCCGAGGAUACCGAUCUGACCUUCACCAGGAAGACCUCAGGACCCGUGCACAUCGAGAUCAAGUUCGUGGAGAGCGAGCAUGGUGAUGGCGAUGCUUUCGAUGGCCAGGGUGGCACUCUUGCCCACGCCUUCUUCCCGGUCUUUGGCGGAGAUGCUCACUUUGAUGACGCUGAACUGUGGACAAUUGGCUCGCCCCGAGGCACUAAUCUCUUCCAGGUGGCCGCCCACGAAUUCGGUCACUCCCUGGGACUCUCCCACUCAGAUCAAAGCUCGGCGUUGAUGGCUCCCUUCUAUCGCGGCUUUGAGCCCGUCUUUAAAUUGGACGAAGACGACAAGGCGGCAAUCCAGUCGCUGUAUGGCAGGAAGACGAACCAGCUGAGGCCCACCAACUUCUACCCGCCCACCACACAGCGACCAUCUUUCUCGCCCCCGAAGGUGCCUCUGGAUGACUCUAUCUGCAAGGACUCCAAGGUGGAUACGCUCUUCAACUCGGCGCAGGGCGAAACGUACGCCUUCAAGGGCGACAAGUACUACAAGCUGACCACGGAUUCGGUGGAGGAAGGUUAUCCGCAGCUCAUCUCCAAGGGCUGGCCAGGAUUGCCCAGCAAUAUCGAUGCUGCGUUUACGUACAAGAACGGCAAGACGUACUUCUUCAAGGGAACCCAGUACUGGCGCUAUCAGGGUCGCCAGAUGGACGGUGUCUAUCCGAAGGAGAUCAGCGAGGGAUUCACCGGCAUUCCCGAUCACCUGGAUGCGGCUAUGGUUUGGGGGGGCAAUGGCAAGAUCUACUUCUUCAAGGGCAGCAAGUUCUGGCGCUUCGACCCGGCCAAGAGGCCGCCAGUUAAGGCCAGCUAUCCCAAGCCCAUCUCCAACUGGGAGGGUGUGCCCAACAACCUGGAUGCUGCGCUCAAGUAUACCAAUGGUUACACGUACUUCUUCAAGGGCGACAAGUACUAUCGCUUCCACGAUGCCCGAUUUUCGGUGGACACGGCCACGCCCCCCUUCCCCAGACCCACCGCCCACUGGUGGUUCGGCUGCAAGAACACGCCCUCGUCCACAGGUAAUAUCGUCGAGGGUUCGGACUCCGAGUUCGAACAGCACUCCCAAAUCCCGCACGCCGACGAUGGUAAUGGUGACUUUGACGCAGCCGUUGGCGAUCAUCAAUCCAAUGACGAACCCUUCGAGCCGGAAACGGCCGAACGAACCGGAAAUGGAGCCAUGUCGCUGAACCAACUGACGAGCAACUCCGCCGUUAGCACUGUGAUCACCACCAUCCUGAUGUGCCUCGUGUCCAAGUUCAUCGUUAGCUAAAAGAGCCACACAGAUCCUAGCGACCAUCCCCGUAGGCAGUGCAUUUUGUCAGCAGUAGGAACAAAAAACAAAAUAAAAACAACUCGAGUAAAGUUUCUAAAAUUUUACCGCAUGUUGGGCACCGAGAAAUAGCUUGAAAUUCAAAUGCGUAACGUCAUACAUAAUAUCGAAUACGAUGAGAGGAAAUCCAAAUUGAAACGGGAAAGAAAUCAAACAGAAUAUCAAUUGUAAAUUGAGCUAUCAGCAUGUGAAUCAGGUGCCUUAUCAAAUACUUUUUGUUGUUGUGUAAAUACAAAAAUCAGCCCUAACUAUAAUAAAAUAGUUUAUAACAUUCCGCAUUCUAGCGACAAAACGACAGCCAGUCGGCAUCAGGAGUCGUGUCAUAGCAGAAAUUCUUUAUGUAGUCAACUGUUUUUGGUAAUGACAAAUUGCGAUAUUAAAUUUAACGAGCCAUAUGCAAUGAAUCGAAGGAGGAGACCAAACAAGCUAAAAUCAAUUACUGAGCGAUUAAACCUACUGAGAGAACGUACUUUAGUUUAGGUCUAAUUGUUAAUGUGUGCACGAGUGCCGUGUGUACCGAUUCGGCAGGCACUGUAAAUGUUUUAGUUUUACAAAACGAUGCGUGACUCGACUUGACCAUAAACUAAUAUAAAAAUCAUCAUCGAGUACAUAUGAUUAUUAUAUAAGUGAUAUUUAAGCCAGUCCCUUAAGCGAUAUUUGUUCGGGUUUAAUAUUUAAAACCGAAAUAUUAUUUAACUUACGUAUUAUUAUGUGUAAUUUUAUUUUGUAUACCAUAUAUGUACGCUGAAACGAGAGAAACUGAACAAAACAAGAAACGAAAAUA